Arabidopsis thaliana (thale cress) is the source of this 330-nucleotide messenger RNA. RefSeq names its product cytoplasmic tRNA 2-thiolation protein. Lineage: Eukaryota; Viridiplantae; Streptophyta; Magnoliopsida; Brassicales; Brassicaceae. The transcript has 2 exons. The record is from RefSeq and is marked reviewed. The coding region runs from base 1 to 330 and encodes 109 amino acids.
AUGUUUCCAUUUACACAUGUUCAUGCGUUUAACAAAGGCAAUGAAGAAGUAUAUAUGGAUGUUGAAAAUGGCAAGAACGGUGAAGGGAGUGUGUUUCGCAUGCCUCUUCAUUACCCAAGAUACUCCAAAGAAGAUUACCAAGACAUGCCAGAGUGGAAGCUCGACAGGGUUUUAGCAGAUUACGGUUUGUCUACUUAUGGUGACUUGGCUCAUAAGCGUGACUUUGCUAUUGGAGCUUUUCUCUGGAUUUCAACUCGUAAUCCAAAGCUUUAUCAAGAAAAGUCCAUCAACUCCAAACUGAAGAAAGAUACAAAAUCAGCUCAUGCAUAA